AUGCCCCUCCUUCUGCUGGCGGAUUUUGACGAGGCACGAGACCUCGCGUUACGUCGCACAGAAGAUUUCGACCGUGGGGCUUUUGUCUCUGACAGCUUCGGGGCGUUCGGAGAAUUCCACGCCCGUUUCGAUACCGGCCGGCAGUUCAAAGCAAACCGACGCUGGCUACAGGACUUGAUGACUCCGAGCUUCCUGAAUGGUUUCCUAGCGCCAUCUACAUAUGCCUUGGUUUUACAAUUGGUGGAAUUGUGGCGAAACAAGACCCGCCUCGCCGGGGACAGGCCAUUUAGCGCUAGUGCCGAUCUUGAUCGUGCCAACUUUGACAUUAUGAUGCGUCUGUUCUUUGGUGAGCAUUUCGGGUCCUCGUCAUUAGACUCUCAGAUCGGCCUUCUAUCCAUUGAAAACUCUCCGGAUACUGGAUUGCAUGGAGAAGCAGUUUUUUCCGAGGCUGCCAUCCAUCAGAUUUUCUAUGCGCUUCAUGAUGCAGGACGCACUGUGACCCAGAUAAUGACAUCGUUGUGGCCAAAAUUGACCCUUCGUUGGAUUCCCUGGACUGCUGGAUAUAGAAGAAUACAGUCAGCAAAGAAACGUUUAGUCUGCGAGCAGGUCCCCAAGGCCAUAGAGCGAGUGCGUUCGGGCGAGAAAUCAGCUGGGAUUGAUUAUAUACUAUCGCGAGAACAAGCUGCCGCAGAGCAGGAAGGUCGGAAACCUGAUUUUGACAAUGAAAUGAUUAUCAACGAGUUCUUUGGCAUUGCCUAUGCCGGGAUGGAUACCACAGAAGCCAACAUCUCCUGGGCUCUGAAGUUUAUAACAAAAGAUUCCAACGUCCAGGAAAAUCUUCGCCACGCGCUUCACUCUGCUUAUCCCUCGGCUGUCCAGGAGAAUCGACUUCCGACCGUCGCGGAGUUUUCCCGCACUGCUAGUGUGCCGUAUCUCGAUGCUUUAUUGGAAGAAACGCUCCGCCUCCACCCCGUUCUUAGCGCCCGCGAUGCAACCCGUGAUACGGAGAUCCUUGGCCACCGCGUCCCCAAGGGAAGCACGGUUCUCCUUCUCCCCAAUGGACCUAGUUUCCUGUCCCCACCCUUUGCUAUAGACGCGAGUCAGAGAAGCGCUACCACCCGCGUACUAAAGCCCUCACCGAAAUGGAAUCAAACAGACAUGAGAUCGUUCAACCCUGAACGCUGGCUGGUUUGUAAUCCGCAGGGUGACAUCGGGUUUGACGCAACUGCAGGGCCACAGUCAGCGUUUGGUCAUGGAGUCAGGGCAUGUUGGGUUGCUGCCGCGUUGGAGGCCGACCCCGAGACUAACCCUAAGACUGACCCCAUGGCCGGGUUUAAGGCGGAGAAAUUUGAGGCUAUUGAAGUUAUUCCGCUCUCCCAACCUAGCACUAAUAAGCUGCAUGAUGAAUCAACUGGCUUGUGA
Molecule: messenger RNA, 1422 nt
Organism: Trichoderma aggressivum f. europaeum
Lineage: Eukaryota; Fungi; Ascomycota; Sordariomycetes; Hypocreales; Hypocreaceae
Exons: 4
Coding region: 1-1422 (473 amino acids)
Molecular function (GO): monooxygenase activity; iron ion binding; heme binding
Source: RefSeq, a predicted model, not a curated record